AUGAAAACCGGACAGUCCCCUUCACAGAUCGCCCUACACCGGCCUUCACAUGUCUUUGUAGGGAGAUGUCCUCAGACCAGACCCUGGACCGGACCCUGGACCGGACCUUGGGCCGGACCCUGGACCGGACCCUGGACCGGACCCUGGACCGGACCCUGGACCGGACCAUGGGCCGGACCCUGGACCGGACCCCUGGACCGAACCAUGGGCCGAACCUUGGAGCGGAUGCACUCUGUUGGGGGGGACCGGCGAGACUCUGAGGGGGGCGAGAGACUGGACUCUCUUGGAGGAACAGUCUCCUCUGGAUGGGACGACGAGGAUCUCAGAGAGGCCGUGAGCUCGCUGGCUCGCCGCAACCGAAUGGGCCAAGACUGUGGACUGCAGGACAUGGACAGCGGACCGUUCGAGGACCACAGCUCCGAGUCCACGUUCAGAGACUCUCGGUCCCAGUCCCAGGACUCUCCCCCAGACCUGCCUUCAGACCUGCCCCUGGACCUGCCCCGGCCCACGUGCUUCCGCUCACGUUCCCACAGUUACCUCAGAGCCAUCCAGGCCGGCUGCUCCCAGGACGACGACUCGCUGUCACUGGACUCCACGUCGCCACCCCCCACGGAGAGCAGCGUCCGCACCUACAGCACAGACGAGGUGUCGGCUCAGUGGGCCCAGUGGAAGCAGCAGUUCGGCUCUUACCUCAGAGCCACAGGUUUAGACAAGAGCUCCCAAAGAGAAGCAGCUGGAGGCUUUACUGCAGAGACUGGACCUGCACCGGCCCCCAGCCAGGAGCCCUGCCCGACCCCCCACCAGGGCCUCCACCAGGGCCUCUGCUAA
Messenger RNA from Knipowitschia caucasica, 828 nucleotides. NCBI's taxonomy places the organism in Eukaryota, Metazoa, Chordata, Actinopteri, Gobiiformes, Gobiidae. The record is from the annotation of a GenBank genome assembly.